Oryza brachyantha (malo sina) is the source of this 735-nucleotide messenger RNA. Its product is annotated as 60S ribosomal protein L21-1. Lineage: Eukaryota; Viridiplantae; Streptophyta; Magnoliopsida; Poales; Poaceae. Gene Ontology annotation, biological process: translation. Gene Ontology annotation, cellular component: ribosome; cytosolic large ribosomal subunit. The transcript is spliced from 2 exons. Gene Ontology annotation, molecular function: structural constituent of ribosome. Bases 103 to 597 code for a protein of 164 amino acids. The record is from RefSeq and is a predicted model, not a curated record.
GCACCCUAACCCUAGCGCCGCACACUCUCCCGCCGCCGCCCACAGCAGCAGCAGAAGCAGCACCAGCAGCAGGGAGGAGGAGGAGGAGGAGGAAGAGGGAAGAUGCCGGCGGGGCACGGGCUGCGGUCGCGGACGCGUGACCUCUUCGCGCGGCCGUUCCGCAAGAAGGGGUACAUCCCGCUCACCACCUACUUGAGGACGUACAAGAUCGGCGACUACGUCGACGUCAAGGUGAACGGCGCCGUGCACAAGGGCAUGCCGCACAAGUUCUACCACGGCCGCACCGGCCGCGUCUGGAACGUCACCAAGCGCGCCAUCGGCGUCGAGAUCAACAAGCAGGUUGGUAACCGGAUCAUCAGGAAGAGGAUCCAUGUCCGUGUGGAGCAUGUCCAGCCAUCCAGGUGCACCGAGGAGCUCCGCCUGAGGAAAAUCAAGAACGAUCAGCUCAAGGCUGAAGCCAAGGCCCGUGGGGAGGUUAUCAGCACCAAGAGGCAGCCCGAGGGACCCAAACCUGGCUUCAUGGUUGAGGGUGCUACACUGGAGACAGUCACCCCCAUUCCGUAUGAUGUGGUCAAUGAUCUCAAGGGUGGUUACUAGAAUGCCUGUUUCUUGAACUGGUGAAUCCAAUUAGCAUCUAUGCUUAUCGGAAUGUUUUGGUACUGAUUAGUCCAUUUUGUUGUAUGGAAUCUGAACCUCUGUGGUUAACAUUAAAAGAAUUUGCUAUGGUUGAUUUCA